AGUAGUAGACGUCGUUUGAGCGAUUGCGCAGAGUUUCUUUUUUGCCAACUUCUUCUUCAUUUUCUUUUUGGUUUCUCCCUCCGUGGGCGCGUCUGUCGAACCACCACCUCCUCCUCCCUUGCACGCUCCUUAUUCCAUCCUCCCGAUCCCUCUUUUUCGGGGGGUUCCUUUGCUCCGCAGCGACUCGAGUCCCGGCACAUGUGAGCCGGAGUCGGACUCGUUCUGACCUCCAACCAACUUCGCUCCCGCUAUCAUCAUCAUCACCACCCAAUCCAUCCAACAUUUCGCUCGAUUUGUUUUUUCUCUCUCUCUCUUUUGGGUUUGGGGUUUUUGGGGUGAACCGAAAUCAGGAUCGACGGCGGAUCGACACCUUUUUCACACACACUCUCUCUCUCUCUGUCUGAAACAUCUGUUACACGGCGGGCGGAUUGCGGGAGAAAGGGGGCCCUCUAGCGAGCGGCCGGCUGCCCACACUCAGGCCCCGGGAGUCGUGCGAGUCGUUUUGUACAGGAUUGGCAGCGGAGACGACGUCCCCCGGACGACGACCAUGUCGGACGAAGAAGAAUCGCAAGAGCUGGUGAUGAUUGCCGAAAAGGCCCGUUCGCUGCUCAACCGCAACGAACGCCAAGUGCUGAGCCACUGCUGCCAUUCGUACCUGUCCGGCCGGAUGGGAGUCCACCACUUUGUCGACGCACUACUCCGCCUCCUACCCACUCCCGACAAGGCCACUUUUCUGGUCGAGUUGCGUGAAUUGGUGCGUGAUGAAGACCACGACGAGUACGACUACAGAGUCUUUACCGUCCCGAACCGGCCCUUCCGCUCCGUCCAGUUCCAGAGCGGUAAUAGCCUGGAUUAUGAGCAAUCGACCGAAUGUCUUUUGCAGGUCGAGCGAGGAGCCGUCGCCCCGUUGUUGUCCGGCGACGGAGCGACGGGCGAUCAUCACUAUCAUCAUCAUCCGUUCUAUCACAACUACCAGCUACUCUCGCAGGGCAAUUCACCAAACUGCUCCCCCGACAUCAGAGAAUCCAUUCGAGCGGCAAAGUCGCUACAGGCGAUGGACUUUGAUUCGCCUUGCGACGUCAUCGGCACGACGAUCCAGCCCGUGCCGUUGGCGGCCUCCGCCCAACCCUUCCGGGGAGGACUGAAAGAGACCAACAUCAUCCCCAUGAUGACAAUCGACCUGAAGACAGCCUUCCCCACCUCCUCUUCCUCUUCUGCCUUCAAACCUCUGGCGGCCGCUUCCAAUCACGUCACGAAGGAAUCGUUUGGUGGCCAGAAAAAUGUUGCAGCUCCCACUACCACCGUGCCGAAACAAUGGCCGACGAAUAAAACGACGACAGCAGAAGCACCACCAGCACCAGCACCAGCAGCGGGCCGGCGUACCGGGUGCCGGUUGCCCGUUUCGGACGACGAACCCACGGAGGUCGUCAUUCGAAAAUCAAAGAAAAUUUUGGGCGUGGCGAUUGAAGGAGGAAUCAAUACCCGACAUCCACUGCCUCGCAUCAUCACCAUCGACGGCAAAGGAACGGCGUUCGAAGCUGCGGGACUGCGCAUAGGGCAGACCAUCAUCUCGGUGGACGGAAGGCCGAUGCAAGUUUUGCACAAUAGUCUAUCGCCCGCUGCGUCCUCCCGUGACACAGAAACCGCCGAUUCUAUAUUUGGCUAUGGCUGUGUAUUGAUUGACUCACGAGGAAGCGGCCCGCAUCAUCGCCAAUUCUUACGCCGACCGGAGUGUACCUGAGUUGAAACUGCUGAUGAGUCCCAGCACUUUCCGUCCCAAUGCCAACUAUCAACCGGAGAAUUGAUGAUGAAACUCGGAACCUUUUGCUCUCUUUCUCUCCCUGUCUCUCACUAUUCGACUCGGUCCAACAGCGAUGUAAGAAGUCCGCCUGCCAAUUCGUAUCGGCGCCAUGUUUUACAACCCAUUAGAAAAAUCACAAGUGCUUUUGAAACCGAAUCCUCGCUUGAAGAAAAUUGAACAUGUUACUACUUUAUCUCAUUCUGCCUUUUAAAACCAUGUUACUCAAUAUGGGUGCUGGUUAUCCUUAAAGAUUUGUUUCUUAUUGAAAUAAACGAUUUGUUUGACUUUUUA
Molecule: messenger RNA, 2092 nt
Organism: Daphnia pulex (common water flea)
Lineage: Eukaryota; Metazoa; Arthropoda; Branchiopoda; Diplostraca; Daphniidae
Exons: 12
Coding region: 548-1741 (397 amino acids)
Cellular component (GO): stereocilia ankle link complex; cilium; stereocilium tip
Molecular function (GO): protein binding
Source: RefSeq, a predicted model, not a curated record